CUGAGAGUUGAACAGAUUGUCCGCCUAUCCACGCACAUGGGACAGCAGUAUGAUCGCACUUGCUUGUGUCUUGAAGGCAACAAAAAGAUCUCGAGGCCAGAUACAUGAAAAAGCGAAAAAAGGGGAAGACUGCCGGUGAAAAAGACGUAUACUAAGAAGACCGCACGGCCUAAACAAGCAAAACGGCCUUUCAAACUGCCUUUCAAUCUUCGUUCUCAGAUGGCCACCACGACCCAAGCGGCAACCAUCAGGCAGCCCACGAUGAGGGCCAACCCAAUGCCCUUCCCACCCGUCCCCGAGUCAUACUGAUCUUGGGUGUCCUGUCUGUCGUCGCCUGAGCGUCGGAAGCACUGCGGGCCGGCCUCCUCGUCCUCCUUCCAGCAGCAGUUGAGCAAGCUGCAGCCAUUCUCGUCCACAUUGGAGCCCCCGCAGGGCUGUCUGUCGGCUUCUUCGACAGCGCUGCACAAUCCCCUGGGCGUCCCGCCGGGGCUGAUGCCUUCGAAGAAGAUGGGCGGAUCGGAGUUGAUGGGCUGCCAGGCCGUGUGGAUCCGAGGGAUUGUCGUGUUGAGCACCUGGCCCUGAAGAGACAGAAAAGAGAGCAGACACACAUGAUAAGACAGGCACACAGGCACACAGACGGACAAGGAGGGAGAGACAGCUCCUCCUACUCAGCCCCCACAGUCACUCAGGUACGUACCUUCAGUGACGUGAUGCGCACACUGUAGGGCGGUUCUAUUCUUCUUUGCCCGCCUUUGAGGCCCGUGACUUCUGUCUUGAAGACGAACACCCCAGCCGCCCACUGAUCCAUGGUCCACCACCUGUCGGACCCCUUGUGGUAUACCUGUCGGGUAAAUAGCGUGCCCAGUUUGCUCGUAAAGUAGUUGAUCUUUCUGCUCAUGGACGUACCUCAACCUUCCGGGGCGGAAUGGGCAUGUUGCGCACUUGUAUCUGCAAGGCAAGAAAAAAAAAAGACAUGUAGACGACACGAACGAGCGACUGAUUUGUGGUUCUGUCUGUCUUUCUUUCUUUCUUUCUUUCUUUCUUUGUGUCUCCACUUGCCUACCGACAGGAAGUGCGCAUUGUAUCCGUUGUUUCCUGUCGAAGUGCCAGGAUCAAAUGCGAACUGGACGGGCUGCCCCCCCGAGUCGCCUACCGUACGUACAAAGACGGACACAUGGACAUUCAUCGACAGUAUGCGCAUCGAUCGCUCACAAUCAACGGCCACCCACGUCGCCUGAAACUUGCCGCCUCUGCUCCCAUCGGAGACAUCAAAGUGGCCGGAAUCGCAUUCCUAAACACACACGCCGUGCAUAUUUCUCCUUGCCUUCCCUCCUCGCGCCUCGAUCUCAGCCCACUGAGCAAGAAGCAAAGCACUUACUUAUAGGACAUUGGUUGUUGGCGAAGACCUUGAAUUUCUGAUUCUGAGGCGGAAUGUCUGCAUGCACCCAGCCAGAAUAUCCCCUAUCGUGCACAGCAAGACGGUCUUCACUCGCCUACCACUCUCUUGGCCACUGCCAGGCGUGCUCUUGUCGCUCAUCCCAAUGUUGGUGUGGAGCACCUCGAAGCACAUCCCGCAUCCUCUGCCGUCGGCGAAUACAUCGGGAGGAAGCGCAAUAGUCCUCCAGAUCCCAUUCGCUGCACCCGAAGUCAGGAAAGCGUCAAGUAUCGCCGCACACGGAGGGCUUCCUGACUGACUUACUGCCAGUGGGUGGGUCAGGAUGGAUCCUGCAUUGCCCUCUGUCGGCGUCGGUGAGGUCCCAGUAGUACGUGAGGGCACCUGAAGCACCCAGUGGCACACAUACCAGCCAGCUCAUCCAUUCACAUACAUCUGUAUGGACAGGGCGUCCUGACCUUCUCGGGGGGUGGAGUACAGAUUGAGCAGCGUGUUCCACGCAUCACCAGUCACUUCACAAAUGAGGCCGAGAGAGGCCACAAGCAACAACACACAAAACAUCAU
Vitrella brassicaformis is the source of this 1957-nucleotide messenger RNA. NCBI's taxonomy places the organism in Eukaryota, Vitrellaceae. The record is from the annotation of a GenBank genome assembly.